Molecule: messenger RNA, 4185 nt
Organism: Esox lucius (northern pike)
Lineage: Eukaryota; Metazoa; Chordata; Actinopteri; Esociformes; Esocidae
Gene: slc29a3
Product: solute carrier family 29 member 3
Exons: 11
Coding region: 417-1904 (495 amino acids)
Biological process (GO): nucleoside transmembrane transport
Cellular component (GO): plasma membrane; Golgi apparatus
Molecular function (GO): nucleoside transmembrane transporter activity
Source: RefSeq, a predicted model, not a curated record
CAGUCAGUACAACAAUAACAAGUCUGAGCUACUUUCGAGUCUGUCGUCGGAUCCAAGCAGUUCUGAGCCGUAAAAACAACUGACAUCAAUUAAUGUGGUCUUUUCACAAAGAUGUAAGACUGUUUCAGGACACGCGUCGAAUAGUAGGUCCUGCAUCGUGACUGCCCAGACAGGGUAGGCCUAUGACCCUGGUGUCCUGCAUCGUGACUGCCCAGACAGGGUAGGCCUAUGUCCCUGGUGUCACCUGAGCCUCUUCCCCACCCUAUGGCCGGUCAACCUCGGGUAAAGCCAUCCUGCUAAGCCUGGGAGAAGCCCUCAACUCCACCCUCUUUUCCCCAUUCCCUUUCCAUCUCUCCUCCAUCUGUCGUUUCCCCCCCGUUUCCUUUCUGCCUCCCUCCCUCUCUGUCUGUGUGGUAAUGGAUGGGAGAGAUUCUCUACAGGCCAGUGUCAAUUCCUCCUACAUCACACCUCCUGUUCACUCGACCCUGAUGGCUGACCAGGACGAGAUGGAGGAUCCUGACCAGCUGGACCGGGCCCCUCUCCUUCUCAAGCAGCCCCACAUGGGGCUCUCAGGGGCCAACGGGGGCCCUCUAAUCUCCCGCUGUCCAGGGGACUCUUACUGCCUGGUGUACAUGAUCUUCUUCCUGCUGGGAAUCGGCUCACUGCUGCCCUGGAACUUCUUCAUCACAGCCAAACACUACUGGAUUUAUAAGCUGAGUAACAACAAAACUGCAUCAGCUGCUCACGGAGAGGAGCAACGCCCAGAUCUUAGUGUCUACUUUGAGAGCUAUCUGGCCAUUGCCUCCACGCUGCCGUCAGUGCUGUGUCUGCUUCUCAACUACCUUCUGGUCAACAGGUUGUCUCCGGCGGUGCGUAUUCUGUCCUCUCUGGUCAUCAUCCUGGCUGUGUUCAUAGUGACCACAGUCAUGGUGAAGGUGAACACCUCAGGCUGCCUGGAGGAGUUCUUCUUUGGUACUCUGGCCAGUGUGGCCCUUGUCAGUGGGGCCUCCAACCUCUUCUCGGGGUCCGUUUUCGGGAUCAGCGGACAUUUUCCCAUGAGAAUAUCUCAGGCACUCAUAUCAGGCCAGGCAAUGGGCGGUACUUUGAGCGCAGUAGCGUCCAUCGUGGACCUAGCUGCAGCUGAAGACGUGACGGACAGCGCCCUAGCGUACUUCCUAACGGCUGACGUCUUCAUCCUGCUCUGCAUCUUCAUGUACCUGUUGCUGCCAAAACUGGCGUACUCACGGCACUACAUGUUGGCACUAGAGUGCAGCUCCAGGAGGGACGCCCUACCGGAGACUUGCAGUGACGCUGACAGCCAGGAGGGGGCGCCAGUGGGCACAGAGUCCUCCACCUCCAUUCCUCCCCUAAAACCCAUCCUUCAGAAGACCUGGCUGCUGGGGUUCUGUGUCUUCUAUGUGUUCUUCAUCUCCAUCAUGGUGUUUCCUGCCGUCUCCUCUGGGAUCCAGUCUGUGAACCGAGACAGUGGCAGCCCCUGGACCAACACGUACUUCACCCCUCUCACCAGUUUCUUUCUCUACAAUGUGGCAGAUUUCUGUGGUCGUCAGACGACCGCGUGGUUGCAGGUUCCAGGCCCAACCAGUAGAAUCCUUCCAGUCCUGGUCAUCUCCCGGACCGUCCUGGUUCCUCUGUUCAUGAUGUGUAACUUCCAGCCCAGAGACCAAAUCCCCAUCGUCUUCUUCAGACACGACAUGUUCCCCAUCCUCUUCAUCUCUCUCCUGGGCCUCACCAACGGGUACCUGGGCACCCUGCCCAUGAUCUAUGGGCCUAAGGUGGUGCCCCGGGACCUGGCCGAGCCGGCCGGUGUGGUGAUGAGCUUCUUCCUGACUUUGGGGCUGGCAGUGGGGUCAGCGUUCUCUGUUCUCAUAGUACACAUCAUCUGAAGUGGGGGGGGAGGAGGGGACUACUAGAGGAACGUGCUCCACUUUCUCUCUCUUCAGUCUAAAGGCAGGGGGGACAAGAGUCAGGCAUACUCCGCUGUGAAGGACCGGAGGGCAUCGGGUCCUAGAUAUACUCCUUAAACUCACUGGAGCCUUUGAGGAGGACGAAACUAAGAAGACGAGCUGCAACUUCCCUUUUCUCCCCCUGCAAUGAAAUGACUGACUUCUCUCAUUAAGGACAGAUUCACUGAAGACAAUAAAUGACUGACUUCUCUCAUUAAGGACAGAUUCACUGAAGACAAUAAAUGACUGACUUCUCUCAUUAAGGACAGAUUCACUGAAGACAAUAAAUGACUGACUUCUCUCAUUAAGGACAGAUUCACUGAAGACAAUAAAUGACUGACUUCUCUCAUUAAGGACAGAUUCACUGAAGACAAUAAAUGACUGACUUCUCUCAUUAAGGACAGAUUCACUGAAGACAAUAAAUGACUGACUUCUCUCAUUAAGGACAGAUUCACUGAAGACAAUGAAUGACUGACUUCUCUCAUUAAGGACAGAUUCAUUGAAGACAAUGAAUGACUGACUUCUCUUAAUAAAGACAGAUUCAUUGAAGACAAUAAAUGACUGACUUCUCUUAAUAAAGACAGAUUCAUUGAAGACAAUAAAUGACUGACUUCUCUUAAUAAAGACAGAUUCAUUGAAGACAAUGAAUGACUGACUUCUCUUAAUAAAGACAGAUUCACUGAAGACAAUAAAUGACUGACUUCUCUUAAUAAAGACAGAUUCAUUGAAGACAAUGAAUGACUGACUUCUCUUAAUAAAGACAGAUUCAUUGAAGACAAUAAAUGACUGACUUCUCUUAAUAAAGACAGAUUCAUUGAAGACAAUAAAUGACUGACUUCUCUUAAUAAAGACAGAUUCAUUGAAGACAAUAAAUGACUGACUUCUCUUAAUAAAGACAGAUUCAUUGAAGACAAUAAAUGACUGACUUCUCUUAAUAAAGACAGAUUCAUUGAAGACAUUCAAUUAUAAACUUCUCUUAAUAAAGACACUCAUUAAAUACAUGAGAUGACAGACUUCCCUGAGUGAAGACAUGAAGACUUAUAAUAAUGAAUAAUCAGGAAUGUAUGUUUUAUAAUUUCACUGCGAAUCUGCAUGAACAAAGGAGUGUUUCAGAGGAGACGCAUUGAGAAGGACUAAGACAGUGUCCGGCUGGCCAACCUGGUGACCACUUUGACCACGUCUCUUUGGGGAGGAAAAUACAGCAAAGCCCUUCUGCUGUGCUCAAGUCUGUAGUACCAGCUGGAGCUGCUGCGAGCUUCUGUCCCCAACAGGAUGGAGGAGGCAGCCCUGUUAACUCCUGAAAUGGUGUUGGGAGGUAGAAGGAAAUGAGUGUUUUUCAAUGUCAAAUUGAUGUCAAAUUGGAAAGAAAACACUAAUAUACUAUGAUUAGACAAGUAUUCACUCCCCCACUGAGUCAGUACAUGUUAAAAACAUAUUUGCCAGCAGCUACAUUUGUUAAAUGUUUGUGCAAUGUUUUUUUACAGUAUUCUAUCCAAACGUCUUAUGAUAAAAUGUCAUUUAAAAAUAUAUAUAUAUAUCUUUCACUGAAAAUAUGAGAAAUGUAACCUUUUGAGGUAAAAUUGUAAAAAGAAAAAACAUCUUAGUCACGCAACGUAAUUAUUGGCCCUGUUAGGAAUUCCUAGGAACCAAAUGUAUCUUCCAGUGUUUCCCAUGAGUCAUUAGGACGUCUUAAGUAGUCAUCCUUUACUGGUUCUAUAGGGGUAUAAAUAUGAGGUGACUUUCCAAACACCCUUAGGUGCUCUCCAAAUGCAACGUAGACAGCCCAGUGUCUCUAAACCCUCAGCCCGUGAAUUACUUUUUACAUCAGCACAUCCCUGUACAUGAGUGAUUCCACUUAAAUAUCUAGUGUUGAUUACAUUUGACACAAAACAACGAAUUGUGCAUGAUAUCAACAAAGUCUUUAAUAUCAUCAUGCUUCAAUCAGCAAGUCUGUAACAUCACCGCGCUUCAGUGCUCUUUACCAGACUGUCAGAAGAUCUCCGUCAUCCAGGACCUCUGUACCAGAUAGGAUCAGAAGAUCUCCGUCAUCCAGGACCUCUGUACCAGAUAGGUUCAGAAGAUCUCCAUCAUCCAGGAACACAAAACACUACUAAGUGGUAGGCUGUGAGGUUGAUGCACCACAGUGGAUGUUUUGACACAUUUUAAAUGUAUUUGGUGCCACCUAGUGUCCAUUAACCUCCCCAAUAAAUGUCUGCCCGUU